AUGGCGGACAGUAUCAAGUCAGAGGCACAUCUAGCUCUGUGUUACUGGAUGAAUAUCGAGGAAAUGGAGUGGGAGGAGUCAAGACACGCCUGUCAGGAAAAAGGCGGGGAUUUGAUCUCAUUGGACACGGACGAAAAGUUUAUGUACUUGCAGGAAGCAAUAGGCAAUGACAAGCGUACCUAUUGGCUUGGAGGUCGUAAGGUUUCUAGCGGAUGGACCUGGCUGUCUGGAGUAGAGAUUUCACUUGAGAGUCCAUUCUGGCACGUUGGACAGCCCGACUCACAAAGUCAGGAGCGUUUAUCCUCAGGUACUACCUACUUCGGAAGUUUUGGAAUGGAUGAUGAGUCCAGCAGUACUAAGAGAUCGUCCAUUUGUGAGAUGACUCGGAAAUAA
Liolophura sinensis is the source of this 393-nucleotide messenger RNA. RefSeq names its product C-type lectin domain family 6 member A-like. Lineage: Eukaryota; Metazoa; Mollusca; Polyplacophora; Chitonida; Chitonidae. The coding region runs from base 1 to 393 and encodes 130 amino acids. The record is from RefSeq and is a predicted model, not a curated record. The transcript is spliced from 3 exons.